Messenger RNA from Cuscuta epithymum, 2307 nucleotides. Lineage: Eukaryota; Viridiplantae; Streptophyta; Magnoliopsida; Solanales; Convolvulaceae. The record is from the annotation of a GenBank genome assembly.
AGAAUUCUAGGGUUGCGAGUAGUUGAGAGCUGAUUCUCUCCCUCUGCCGAGGUUCUUCUUCGCCAAUCCAUAACUCUACUCGAUUUCUCCUUUGAUCUUGAUCUUUGAGCUUGGAAAUUGGUUGCUUUGCUUCCUAAACUCUUUUGGGGUGCAAAAUCUCCAAGUUUUAGCUCGUUUUUUGGAGGUCUCUGGACUGGUUCAUCUAAAACUUUCCGCGGAAACACUAUUCACGUCUUGAGGUCAACGCCUCUAUCUCGAGCUCCCGUUGUUCAAAGCCUGUUUGGGAGGGGUCUUUAGCUUCCCCUUGGUGUAGGGAUUAAGCAAAUAUCCCAUUCCCAAUCUUCCAAUCGAGUUGAAUUUCGCUCAUCUUCUCCAACGGCCCACCUGCGUAUAAAGAAAAAAAAAAAAAAAAAAAAAAAAAAACAGAGUGAAGAUGAUGGUGACUUAGGCGGGUGAACGGGUCUGCUACCGUAGUGCGCAAGUAUGGCGAGGAAGAAACAGUAUGUCAAUGGCGAAUCCUCAACUUCGCGAAUUAUCAGGUCCUCGUUUGCGCUGCUGGAUGGAGCAGGGGAGGAGUUCCCUGGACUAACAUCGGCAGUGUUAAACUCUGGGAAACCUGCUCGUGAACAAGCUGCUGUAACUGAGGAUGAGCCUCUGAUUUUGGGCUCCAAGAAUGCUGGGCAGAAAGCUAAGGGGGUAGAAAAUGCUGCUGGGAAAGAAAACCAAGUUUCAAAGAAUGAUACUGUGACAACCCAGGCUAUUACUACUGCAGCUACCUCAGGGAGUGCUACUCCUUGGUCCUCCCUUUUUAAGGACAAUCGGGCACCCUCGAAUGGCUUUAAAUUGAGGUACAUCCCGCCUAGUGGCACAACCAUUGACUUUUCCGAUAGAAUUAUGCCUAGUAUGGUUGAAAUGUGGGGUUUUUGUUUAGUCGGUUGUUUCACCGGAAAAUUUCCCGGUCUAAAAGCGAUUUAUGAUUUGAAGAACACAUGGGGUGUUAAGUGCAUUAUUAAGCCCCAUGAUAAGGGUUGGGUGAUAUUUAAAUUCCAAAGUGAGGAUGAUAGGACAAAAGUGUUGAAAGAGGGACCUUACACCAUUUUUGGGAAACUACUUAUGUUAAAAGCACUAUCGGAUGAUUUUUCCUUUGAUGAUGAAGAGUUUCUCAAAGUGCCUAUUUGGGUUAAAUUCCCUAACUUACACUUGAAACUUUGGAAUGAGGAUGCUUUGAGUGAGAUUGCAUCCAUGGUUGGUGUCCCAUUGGCUACGGACAAAGUCACACAUGAUAGGUCUAACCACCACUUUGCUAGAGUGCUUAUUGAAGUUGAUAUUUCAAAGCAACCGCCACUUUCAUUUCCUAUUCGACUACCAUCCCGAAAGGUAGUUAAACAAUUUGUGGUGUAUGAAACAUUCCCAAAUUUUUGCUUCCAUUGUAAGAUAUAUGGGCACCACCCGUUUAUUUGCAAUAAGCUAGCAAAAAAGGACGAUGAUACGGUGAAAUCAAGUGAGAAAGGUGAAGAUGAACAAAUAAAAAUUGGGGGAAAGGAAAACAUACUUGCGGAAACUGUGGAAACUGUUGAACCCGCUGCCCAACCCAGUCUGGCAGAAUCUGCCCAGGAGAUCCACCCGACCGGGCCAGGCCCUAACCCGACCGGGUUUCAUGAAAAUAUGACUGUCCAGGGGCAUAACCCGACCGGGCCAGCCACAAACCCGACCGGGAUUAAACCGCAGUCUGAUUCCCAGGUUGCCCAAAGGUCUCCAGAAGUUGUGAAAAGCUCAAAUGAACAAUCUGUGACCGCUUUGGAAGAUAUUGAGAGGUUAGUUACGGAUGAGAAUGAUUUGCACCAACAUGAUGUUGUCAUCAAAUGUGAGAUGGUUAACGGUAAGACACUCAAGUUGGUUGUCAAACCAUUUAGAUUUGUGCGGGCUAGUGUGAUUCGAGUGGAUACUUCCCUUCGACUCACGGACGAUUUGGAUAAAAAGGGCUUAACUUUCACUGCAAGAUGUCUAGAGGGAUUACCGGGAGUUACAAAGAAGAAAGGGGAGGUUUGUUUUGAUGCUAAAUUCACUACUCCUUUCCGGGCUUUCUUUGGAUGUUUAGAUUAGGAACCUGUUGAAGCUAGUUUUUGUUUGAUUUUAUUGGUCCAAAUCUUGGAUUUGAGAGACUAUUUGUAACAUUAAUUUGUGAGGUGGGGCAUGUCCCAUUAUUUUGACGCAUUAUAUCUAGGUUAGUUUAUUCUAGCUUAGAUAGUCAUUUUGACUUGGAUUUGAUGCAUUGUAAAAUGCUAUUUUUCGAUUUCUAAUAUACUU